UGAGACUGAGGUGGGUGGGUCGCUUCAGGCUACAGGGAGCCGCAACUGCACGGCUGCACUCCAGCCUCAGCGACAGUGAGACCCCAUCUGUAAAAGAAAUAGGACAAAAUGAUGAUAAUAAUACCAUCUGGCUGCUGUGUGACCUUGAGCCAGUCCCUGAUCCACAAUUUUCUUCGUUUCUGGGGACUGGAGCAGACAGUACUGCCUCCAGGGACCCGGCUGCCUUGGACUGUCCCAAACAGGACAGGAAAUGUAGGCAGAGGCAUCGCUGGACUCGUCCUGCACGGGCCUCCAGCGGGCUGCCCUGAAGAGGUUCCCCUGGUCAGCAACGAGAGAGGUGCCAAAAGGCAGUGCCCAGGGCUGCUGGCUUCCGCGCCCUUUCCUCUAUUUCCAGCCGGUCUGAGCUGUCACCGUAGUCUCAGUCGGAAGUUCCGGUCCAGAAACCACCCUACACCCAAGUCUGGGCAAGGCCAGGAGAUUUCCGACCAGAUCUUCCCGGCCCCCAAGGCGCGGGGUCUAGGGCGGGGCCUAGUCCUUGGGGCGGGGCCACAGAGUGAAGAGGCGGGGGGCAGAGCGUCGUGGGCGGGGCCCAGGGGGUCUCAGGGCCCAACCAGAUCGGGUCAGCUUUGGGGGCGGAGCUGGUGCCGAGGGGCGGGAGCAGAGACGACGGAGCCCGGCAGGACCUGGAGCCGCUGGGUAGCGGGACGGGGUUCCCUUGGAGACAUGGAGGCUGGAGAGGAUGUACAGACCUCAGACGCCAGCCUCACAGAGCGGGAGCCUGAAGCGCCUGAGCCCCUAAGCCCUGCCAGCGCAGAUGCUAAUUCACCGCCACCACCCCCCAUGUCCCCAGGAGGCCCUGAGGAGAAGGCAGGGCGGGACCCAGAGCCCAAGCCUCAGGAGGAAGCAGAGGGGCAGCCAGGCAGGCCCUGGAGCGGCCCAGAUGAGCUGGAGCUGGUGCUGCAGGACGGGCAGAGACAUGUGCGGGCCCGACUCAGCCUCACAGCGGGCCUGUCCUGGGGCCCAUUCAGCGGAAACAUCCAGACCAGAGCCCCAUCCCCUGGGCAGGCAGAACCGAGCCCAUCCCUGACCUUGCUGCUGGUGGAUGAGGCCUGCUGGCUGCGGACACUGCCCCAGGCCCUAACCCAGGCUGAAGCCAACUUGGAGAUCUACAGGAAAGAUGACACCCUCUGGUGCAGGGUCACCAAGCCGGUGCCCGUGGGUGGACUUCUAACUGUGCUCCUCACGGCCGAGCCCUGCAGCACCCCCAGCCACCCCAUGAAGGAGGAGCCAGCAGAGCCUGCAUGCCCAGCCCCCACGCACAGCGACAUCCAGCUCCUGCCCCAGCAGGCUGGGAUGGCGUCCAUCCUUGCCACGGCCGUCAUCAACAAAGACGUUUUCCCCUGCAAGGACUGCGGCAUCUGGUACCGGAGUGAGCGCAACCUGCAGGCCCACCUCCUGUACUACUGUGCCAGCCGCCAGAGCACUGGCUCCCCAGCCACAGCAGCCAUGGAUGAAAAGCCCAAGGAGACCUACCCCAACGAGCGCGUCUGCCCCUUCCCACAAUGCCGAAAAAGCUGCCCCAGUGCCAGCUCCCUGGAGAUUCACAUGCGCAGUCACAGCGGGGAGCGGCCAUUCGUGUGCCUGAUCUGCCUUUCAGCCUUCACCACCAAGGCCAACUGCGAGCGGCACCUCAAGGUGCACACAGACACGCUGACCGGUGUUUGUCACAGCUGUGGCUUCAUUUCCACCACAAGGGACAUCCUCUACAGCCACCUGGUCACCAACCACAUGGUCUGCCAGCCUGGCUCUAAGGGUGAGAUCUACUCGCCAGGGGCUGGACACCCAGCUGCCAAGCUGCCCCCAGACAGUCUGGCCAGCUUCCAGCAGCACCCGGCCCUACAUGGCCCUCUGGCCUCCAAGGACCUGGGAGUAGCACCCACUUCACCGCCAGGACUGGACAGGAAGGUUGUGGCCGAGGCCACCAAUGGAAUCGCCCCCCAGAAUGGGGGCACAGGCGAGCCACCAACAGCCCCCAGGAGCAUCAAGGCAGAGGCAGCAGAGGAGCCCGAGGCAGCCCGCGCCCCCAGUGACCCAGGGCCUCAGGCUCCAUCGCGGACCCCAUCUCCGCGCAGCCCAGCCCCGGCCAGGGUUAAGGCCGAGUUGUCCAGCCCCACUCCUGGCUCCAGCCCGGUGCCUGGGGAGCUGGGGCUGGCCGGGGCCCUCUUCGUGCCGCAGUAUGUGUUUGGGUCUGAUGCAGGCGCGGCGCCCCCGGCCUCAGAAAUCCUGGCCAAGAUGUCCGAGCUGGUGCACAGCCGGUUGCAGCAGGGUGCGGGGGGCGCGCAGGCCGGCCUCUUCGCUGGGGCCCCCAAGGGCGCCACGUGCUUCGAGUGCGAGAUCACCUUCAGUAACGUCAACAACUACUACGUCCACAAGCGCCUGUACUGCUCCGGCCGCCGCGCGCCCGAGGACGCGCCCUCCGUGCGCAGGCCCAAAGCGAACCCCGGCCCGACCCGCGCGCCCCCUGGCCCGCCCGGAGAGACCGACGCGGCGCGCUCGUCGCCGGGCCCCGGGGCGCGCGAGGACGGCGCGGGCUGUGCAGCGACGCCCGAGGACGGGGCGGGCGGCCGGGGCAGCGAGGGCAGCCAGAGCCCCGGCAGCUCCGUGGACGACGCGGACGACGACCCCAGCCGCACACUGUGCGAGGCCUGCAACAUCCGCUUCAGCCGCCACGAGACCUACACGGUGCAUAAGCGCUACUAUUGCGCUUCGCGCCACGAUCCACCGCCGCGUCGCCCGGCCGCGCACCCGGGACCCACGCCGGCCGCGCCCUCCGCCCCGCCCGUGCGCACGCGCAGGCGCCGAAAGCUCUACGAGCUGCACGCGGCUGGCGCCCCGCCCCCCGGCUCUGCUGGCCCCGCCCCGCCCGCUCCCGAGCCGCCCGCGUCGCCGCGGCCCGGAAGCGGAAGCGGCGCCGGCCCCGCCCCAGCGCGCUCGCCCGGCCCCGCCGCCGACGGCCCCAUAGACUUGAGCAAGAAGCCGCGGCGCCAGGCGCCGGCCCCCGGGCCCCCGGCGUUGGCCGACUACCAUGAGUGCACGGCCUGCCGCGUGAGCUUCCACAGCCUCGAGGCCUACCUGGCACACAAGAAGUACUCGUGCCCUGCCGCGCCGCCGCCCGGCGCGCUCGGCCUGCCCGCCGCCGCCUGCCCGUACUGUCCGGCCGGCGGCCCGGUGCGCGGGGACCUGCUGCAGCACUUCGGCCUGGCCCACGGCCUGUUGCUGGGCGCGCCCCUGGCCGGCCCGGGGGCCGAGGCCCGGACGCCGGCCGAGCGCGGCCCCUCGGGCGCCGCCUCGCCCUCGCCCUCGCCCGCCGCCUCUCCGCAGCCCGGGCCCCGCAGCCUCCGAGACGGUCUCGGCUCCGAGCCCCCAGAGCCGCCGCCUGGCCCGGCCAGCGGCAGCCCGCGGCCCUGCCCGCCCCCGUCGCCGCCGCCGCCCUCUCACUCGGACAAGGGCGUCCAGACCCCCAGCAAGAGCGCGCAGGCGCCCGUGCCCAACGGCAAUCACAGGUACUGCCGUCUGUGCAACAUCAAGUUCAGCAGCCUGUCCACCUUCAUCGCCCACAAGAAGUAUUACUGCUCCUCGCAUGCCGCCGAGCAUGUGAAGUGAGUGCCACACUACAGACUGCGCACGCUUUGCACGCCGCCCGGCCCGGGAAGCUUCCAGACACGGGCCUCGGCAGAGGGGCUGCCGGGGGCAGCGCCGCCCGGACCCUUGGCACUUAAUAAAGAAGUUCAAUUUUUGAUG
Messenger RNA from Nycticebus coucang (slow loris), 3801 nucleotides. RefSeq names its product zinc finger protein, FOG family member 1 (gene ZFPM1). The record is from RefSeq and is a predicted model, not a curated record. The coding region runs from base 109 to 3663 and encodes 1184 amino acids. The transcript has 10 exons. Gene Ontology annotation, biological process: positive regulation of transcription by RNA polymerase II; erythrocyte differentiation; heart development. Lineage: Eukaryota; Metazoa; Chordata; Mammalia; Primates; Lorisidae. Gene Ontology annotation, cellular component: nucleus. Gene Ontology annotation, molecular function: RNA polymerase II-specific DNA-binding transcription factor binding.